AAAAGCCGGUGGCGGCACCGCUCCCCGCCGCCUGCUCCGCCGGUACCGGCCCGACCCGACCCGCUCCGCCCGCGUCGCUCCAGCCCCACCAUGCCGUUCAGCAACACCCACAACAAGUACAAGCUGAAGUUCUCGGCGGAGGAGGAGUUCCCCGACCUCAGCAAGCACAACAACCACAUGGCCAAGGUCCUCACUCCCGCGCUCUACCAGCGCCUGCGGGACAAGGAGACCCCCAGCGGCUUCACCCUCGAUGACGUCAUCCAGACCGGCGUCGACAACCCCGGCCACCCCUUCAUCAUGACAGUGGGCUGCGUGGCUGGAGACGAGGAAUCCUACGAGGUCUUCAAGGAUCUCUUCGAUCCGGUGAUCCAGGACCGCCACGGCGGCUACAAACCCACUGACAAGCACCGCACCGACCUCAACCACGAGAACCUCAAGGGGGGGGACGACCUGGACCCCAAGUACGUGCUGAGCAGCCGGGUGCGCACCGGGCGCAGCAUCAAGGGCUACUCCCUGCCCCCCCACUGCAGCCGGGGGGAGCGCCGAGCCAUCGAGAAGCUGUCCGUCAACGCCCUGAAUAGCUUGGAGGGGGAGUUCAAGGGCCGGUACUACCCGCUGAAGGCCAUGACGGAGCAGGAGCAGCAGCAGCUCAUCGACGACCACUUCCUCUUCGACAAGCCCGUGUCGCCGCUGCUGCUGGCCUCGGGCAUGGCCCGCGACUGGCCCGACGCUCGCGGCAUCUGGCACAAUGACAACAAGACCUUCCUGGUGUGGGUGAAUGAGGAGGACCACCUCCGUGUCAUCUCCAUGGAGAAGGGGGGGAACAUGAAGGAGGUGUUCAGGCGCUUCUGUGUUGGCCUUAAAAAGAUUGAGGAGAUCUUCAAGAAGGCGGGUCACCCCUUCAUGUGGACGGAGCACCUGGGCUACAUCCUGACCUGUCCCUCCAACCUGGGGACGGGGCUGCGGGGAGGUGUCCACGUCCGCCUGCCCAAGCUCAGCCAGCACGCCAAGUUCGAGGAGAUCCUCAAGCGCCUCCGCCUCCAGAAGCGCGGCACAGGUGGGGUGGACACGGCGGCCGUGGGCGCCGUCUUCGACAUCUCCAACGCUGACCGCCUGGGCUUCUCGGAGGUGGAGCAAGUGCAGAUGGUGGUGGACGGGGUGAAGCUGAUGGUGGAGAUGGAGAAGAAGCUGGAGCAGAACCAGUCCAUUGACGACAUGAUCCCUGCCCAAAAAUAGGGGACACCCCCUUUCUUGGGCACCUCACCAGGAACGGCCUCAAUAAAUGCUGCUGGGCGCCGCUGUGAA
Tyto alba (common barn owl) is the source of this 1305-nucleotide messenger RNA. RefSeq names its product creatine kinase, M-type (gene CKM). Gene Ontology annotation, molecular function: creatine kinase activity. Lineage: Eukaryota; Metazoa; Chordata; Aves; Strigiformes; Tytonidae. The coding region runs from base 91 to 1236 and encodes 381 amino acids. Gene Ontology annotation, biological process: phosphocreatine biosynthetic process. The transcript has 8 exons. The record is from RefSeq and is a predicted model, not a curated record.